Messenger RNA from Pungitius pungitius (ninespine stickleback), 1405 nucleotides. Its product is annotated as C-type lectin domain family 4 member M-like. Bases 213 to 1091 code for a protein of 292 amino acids. The record is from RefSeq and is a predicted model, not a curated record. The transcript is spliced from 7 exons. NCBI's taxonomy places the organism in Eukaryota, Metazoa, Chordata, Actinopteri, Perciformes, Gasterosteidae.
ACUGUCCAAAAACCUCAACCACAAAGGAACCACUUCAUCACUCUUACAACAUUGUGUCAGAAAGCAGAAGUGCAGGUUGUGCCCACAUGUCCGGGUGGUUCCUGCGUGUCGGAAACCAAACCACUUCAUUUAGUGUCCUCCGGUGGUUCCACUUGUAUGCUGCUUGUCUUUGAGAUUUAGUGAACGCCGUCUCUCACAAACCCGAUAAGAUAAUGGAGCAAGAGCUGAAUUACGUGCGAGUGAAGUUCAAGACCGACGGUUCGUCUGCAGGCGGUGAACCAUGUGACCUGGAAACCAUCUACGAUGAGGUGAAGACCUACGAGGAGCAGGCCUGGGAUACAAACCGAGCCUCGCCAGAUGUAAAGAAAGCCCCGCUGCUCACAGCGAUUCAUCUGGUGGCUUCAGCUCUGGGGAUAAUGUGUGUCCUCUUGGCGUCGGCCGUCAUCGCGCUCAGCGUCUACUUCAGCGGCGCGGUGUCAGAGCAGCGCAGAGAGAACCUCGACUUAACAGCGAGGAACCUGCAGCUGCGGGCGAACGAGGCCAAUUUGGAGAAAGAGGCGGAGGAGCUGACCAGAGAGAGAGACGGGCUCAACUGGACCGUGGGAGUCAUCCUGGAAUAUGAGAACUUCCCAGUGAACAAGCGCUGCCCACACAAAGUGUGUAGACCUUGCCCACAGGGCUGGACAACGUUCCAGUCCAACUGUUACAUGUUUUCGACGUCCAGUUGGUCCAGCUGGUGGUUGACUUGGAAGGGAAGUCGAGAUGAAUGCAAAAGAACGAGGGCAGAUCUGGUGGUGAUUGAAAGUCAAGAGGAACAGGAAUUCCUGAAUAACCAUACAGAAUCCUACCAUGAUGACAAACAUGGCUAUUGGACGGGAUUGCGCAACACGGACACAUGGACGUGGGUAGAUGGGAGCAACCUCACUGUGAUGGACUGGAAAUCAAAUGAAGCCAACUCAAACCUCUGUGGUCUCCUUCAGGCCACAGAAGGUCCUCUGGCCAACUUGGGAAAAGCCAGCUGUGACAUGAAGAACCGCUGGAUCUGUGAGCGCCGAGCUUUGAUCAAAACCGAUCGGGACCCAGGUCCCUGAUCAAUAAUGUGUUACGCAACACCUGUACAUAUCAAAACCCCCUGAUCAAGUUAUAGUUCUAUGUGUUUGUAGGAUUCUGUUACACUGUCAUAGCAGACAUUCGAUAGUUUAGUCAGUGGUGUUGUAGUGGUCUUCAUUAUAUUUAGUUAGAGGUGUUUCUAAUUUGUUAAUAGAGAUCACAAAAUUGAUACAAUGUAAAGCAGUAUAACGUUGACUAUGAGCUCAGUGAUGUAAUCGAUGUGAUUUGCAUUGCACUGGUACAGAUUGUACAUAAAGUUACGACUGAGUGUAAAUUACCAACAUUAAAAUACUUU